UUGUAAGAAUCAAACCGGCUGAACCCAACCCUGUGAUAUGUAAGGAACGUAAUGUGUCAUUUUUCACGUGUUAACAUAUAUUUUUGGUAAAAGGAGGAGAUAGUUGAAAAAAAUCAUAAGGAUAUAAGGAAGAAGAAGGAUUCAAAGUUUGUUAUCCUUUUGUAAUAAUGUCUGGAACAUUGAAACCUUAUCUUAUGGCGGUGAGACGUACUCUCACAGCUGCAAUGUGUCUUGAAAACUUUUCUUCCCAAAUAGUAGAGAAGCACAAUAAACCCGAAGUAGAAGUAAGAGCAAGCAAAGAACUUUUGUUAACGCCUAUAUUGAUCAGCAGAAACGAUAAGGAGAAAGUAUUAAUAGAAUCAAGUAUAAAUAGUAUGAGAAUAAGUAUCGCUGUUAAACAGGCAGAUGAUCUGGAAAAGAUUCUCUGUCAUAACUUCACAAGAUUCAUGACCAUGAGAGCGGAACAUUUUAUGAUACUUAGGAGAAAACCUAUAGAGGGUUAUGACAUUAGUUUUCUUAUCACAAACAUUCAUGUAGAACAAAUGUAUAAACAUAAGAUAGUAGACUUUGUGAUUCAUUUUAUGGAGGAAAUUGAUAGAGAAAUCAGUGAAAUGAAACUUUCUAUGAACGCCAGAGCUCGUAUUUGUGCGGAAGAAUUUUUGAAGAGGUUCUAAUCCAUAAAGUGCAGAUUGUUAUGGAUAAGUGUCUAUAAACGAAAGGCAGUGAAAAGAGGAUGCAGUAAAAAAAUUAUCUCCGAUAACCAACAUUAGAAAAAGAUUGAUGAAUGUUAUAAUAAUUUACUCAAGAUGGUCCCUCAUCCAACUAAAGUAUCUUAACCUUCGAUUCAAUUUCAUUCAACUAAAUUCCAUCGAAUCCAAAUUUAUAUUUGGAAAUCUAAAUGAUAAUUCUGACAUAAUAAGAUUGAGCGUAAGUAUCAAAGACUUUUGAUCGGUUAUUUAUUGUAACGAAGGAAAUUAAGAAAGGAUUUUGAGUAAGGGAAAAAAGAAAAAAAAAAAAAUAGAUCAAUGUAUAUGAAAUAAAAAGAAAGAACUCGAAAAUGCUUCUUGGAAGAAGCGAUAGAGAAAGCUGCAAAGAAGAUUUCUAGACUGGUUUAAUCUCAGAAUCAAUGAAUGUUACAUCGUCUGCCUGCAUUGUAUAUUUUUUACAAUAAUACAUUUAAAUAGAUAAUUAUUCCUAGAUUAUAGAAACAUCGAUUUAACAUUUAAAAAAAAAAAAAAAAACAUUCUUCCAAACUUCUUCUACUAUCAGAAGAAUUAUUGAACAUAGAUUAUCGUGUUAGUUAAUUAAUAUAAAAAAAAAAAAAAAAAA
Molecule: messenger RNA, 1329 nt
Organism: Polistes canadensis
Lineage: Eukaryota; Metazoa; Arthropoda; Insecta; Hymenoptera; Vespidae
Gene: Arpc4
Product: actin-related protein 2/3 complex subunit 4
Exons: 4
Coding region: 168-674 (168 amino acids)
Biological process (GO): actin filament polymerization; Arp2/3 complex-mediated actin nucleation
Cellular component (GO): actin cytoskeleton; Arp2/3 protein complex
Molecular function (GO): actin filament binding
Source: RefSeq, a predicted model, not a curated record